Messenger RNA from Rhipicephalus microplus (southern cattle tick), 1764 nucleotides. It is a transcript of the gene CCT6, whose product is annotated as chaperonin containing TCP1 subunit 6. Gene Ontology annotation, molecular function: ATP hydrolysis activity; ATP-dependent protein folding chaperone; ATP binding. Gene Ontology annotation, biological process: protein folding. NCBI's taxonomy places the organism in Eukaryota, Metazoa, Arthropoda, Arachnida, Ixodida, Ixodidae. The record is from RefSeq and is a predicted model, not a curated record.
UAUCACGGGCGGCGUUUGAGUGAAUGAGCACGUGAAUCCGUGAGCGGAGUUGGUAAGCAAGUUCGUUGAAAAAUAUGGCUGCAGUGCUUACAUUAAACCCCAAGGCUGAGGUUGCCCGCCAUGCCCAGGCUCUCGCGGUCAACAUCAACGCUGCAAAGGGUCUGCAAAACGUUCUUCGUACGAAUUUGGGCCCCACUGGCACGAUGAAAAUGCUUGUAUCGGGAGCCGGCGAUAUAAAGAUAACAAAGGAUGGCAAUGUUUUGCUGCAUGAAAUGCAAAUUCAACUGCCCACUGCGAACCUUAUCGCCAGGGCUUCAACAGCGCAGAAUGACAUCACCGGUGACGGAACAACGUCAACUGUUCUUAUCAUUGGAGAACUUCUCAAACAGGCAGACAUCUACGUUUCUGAGGGCCUGCACCCGCGCAUUCUGGCAGAUGGCUUUGAGAAGGCACUGACCAAGUCAUUGGAGGUGCUGGAGUCCCUCAAGCUCACCCCAGGCGACAUGAACCGGGAAAUGCUGGUCAGGGUGGCCCACACAGCACUCGCGACAAAAGUGAGCCCCGAGCUGGCCCAGCACCUAACGGAGGUGUGCGUGGACGCCGUGCUGGCGAUACAGCGGCCCGGAGAGGACCUGAACCUGCAUAUGGUAGAGAUUAUGGAGAUGCAGCACAAGACGGACAUGGACACCCAGCUGGUGCGUGGACUCGUGCUGGACCACGGGGCAAGACACCCGGAUAUGAAGAAGCUCGUACGGAACGCCUUUGUGCUGGCCUGCAAUGUGUCUCUGGAGUAUGAGAAGACGGAAGUGAACGCAGGCUUUUUUUACAAGUCUGCCGAAGAGCGUGAGAAGCUGGCCCAUGCAGAGCGGCAGUUCAUCGAGAAGAGAGUGCAUAAGAUUAUCGAGCUCAAGCGUAAGGUCUGUGACACCCCGGAAAAAAACUUUGUUGUCAUCAAUCAGCAGGGUAUCGACCCCAUGUCUUUGGACCUUUUGGCUAAGGAAGGCAUUGUGGCCCUUAGGCGUGCCAAGCGAAGGAACAUGGAGCGGCUGGCGCUGGCGUGCGGCUGCAAGGCCAUGAACUCCUUUGAAGAGCUGACCCCCGAUGUGCUUGGCCACGCGGGACUCGUGUACGAGCACGUGUUGGGUGAGAACAGGUUCACCUUUGUGGAGGAACUCAAGGACCCACGCUCUGUGACGGUACUCAUCAAGGGACCCAACAAGCACACAAUCACCCAGAUCAAGGACGCGGUGUACGAUGGACUGCGUGCCGUCAAGAAUGCAAUCGAGGACGGCUGUGUGGUGCCGGGAGCAGGUGCCUUCGAGCUGGCGGCGCACGCAGCCCUGACUGCAAUGCGUCCCACGAUUGAAGGCAAGGCGCAGCUUGGGGUGCAGGCGUUUGCGGAUGCGCUUCUCAUCAUCAUCAAAACGCUGGCAUCCAACAGCGGCCUGGAUCCGCAGGAUGUGCUGGUGCGGCUCCAGAAGGAACAGCAGCAGGCACAGCAGCCCAUCGGCCUCAACCUCCGCACAGGGGAAGCUUUGGUUCCUGUCCACGAGGGCAUAUUUGACAACUACUGCGUGAAGAGACAGCUUUUGAACUCUUGCACCGUUAUUGCAAGCAACCUGCUGUUGGUGGACGAAAUCAUGUUUGGAGGAGUCAAGGGAGCGAAAUAAACAUUUGCAUUUUCACCUCAGGGGAAGCACCCACUGUCGUCUCAAGAGUGUCCGUUUGUUCUUCUGCUGUCCAAGAAUAAAUUAUUGUUUGUAG